AGGGGUCUGAUCGUGUCGCUCCGCCCUGACAUCAGACAGGAAGUGAAUAGAGACGGACUGAGAACAGACUAGAGUUCACCACACACACUUUCAUGAAAUAAACUCAUGAAAUAUCAGCUGAGCUCAACAACACACACUACAGAAGUCAGCAGACUCCCCAGAAGCGCGGCAGACGAACGGAGGAGAUGAGACGCGCGCUUUACUCUUCUGAACUAGUUUAACUAGCGCUACACGAGAGGAGAAACGUGGUGAUGGCGCAGGAGAGCGUGGUGCAGUACGAGCCGGUGGCAGAGAUCGGCGGAGGGGCUUAUGGGACGGUGUACAAGGCUCGAGACAGAGACAGCGGGCAGUUUGUGGCUCUGAAGAGUGUGAGAGUGCAGACCAAUCAGGACGGGAUUCCUCUGUCCACGGUGCGAGAGGUGGCUCUGCUCAAACGACUGGAGCAGUUCGACCACCCCAACAUCGUCAGGCUGAUGGACGUGUGUGCCACACUGAGAACAGACCAGGAAACUAAAGUGACUCUAGUGUUUGAGCACGUGGACCAGGACCUCAGGACGUUCCUGGAGAAGGUGCCAGCACCUGGACUGCCCAUCCAGCAGAUCAGAGAUCUGAUGCAGCAGCUGCUGUGUGGUCUGGCGUUCCUGCACUCGAAUCUAGUUCUCCAUCGGGACCUGAAGCCGGAGAACAUCCUGGUGACCAGCAGAGGGCAGGUGAAGCUGGCUGACUUCGGGCUGGCGCGGAUCUACAGCUGCCACAUGGCGCUCACACCGGUGGUGGUGACGCUGUGGUAUCGCUCUCCGGAGGUGCUGCUCCAGACCACCUACGCCACACCGCUGGACAUCUGGAGCACUGGCUGCAUCUUCGCUGAGAUGUUCAGACGCACACCUCUCUUCUGUGGAGAUUCAGAGGUGGACCAGCUGAGCAAGAUUUUCUCAGUGAUCGGCCUGCCGGCUGAAGACCAGUGGCCCGAUGAUGUCACUCUGUCCUGGAAGAACUUCAGCCCCCAGACCCCUCGGCCAAUCACAGACUGCGUUCCUGAGAUCACUGAGAAGGGGGCGGAGCUCUUAUUGGAAAUGCUGACGUUUGACCCGUUGAAGCGAAUCUCAGCGCUGAAUGCUUUGGAGCAUCCGUUCUUCACCGAAUGAGAGCUUUAUUCCCAUCAGGUCACAGCUGCCAGUGUUCUCCGUGUUCAUUCAUGAUAGACUUCAACUGUUAAGUGUCAUAUUGCUCUGCCUUUACUGUGCAUUGUGGCUCAGUGGAACAUUAUCAUUAGCAGGUGCUACCACUCCACCUUUCAUUUCUGUGUGUGUGUGUGUGUGUGUGUGAGACUCUUAUCCCGUGUCCAGCAUCAGUGUUCUGGUUUCACUGCCGCUCUGUAUGUUUUGCAGCAGACCAAAUCUAGGUAAACAGCCUCUAAAGGUCACUGAUUAGUGAUCAGGAAAGUAAACUCUGCUUAGACUGACGCAAAACAAAACCACCAUUAUAGUCAAAAUUAUGACUUCCUCAUUUCUAUACGUUCUUGUCCAACUGUAAUAAAAUGAUUUGUUUAUAAA
Carassius gibelio (silver crucian carp) is the source of this 1553-nucleotide messenger RNA. Its product is annotated as cyclin-dependent kinase 4. The coding region runs from base 252 to 1145 and encodes 297 amino acids. NCBI's taxonomy places the organism in Eukaryota, Metazoa, Chordata, Actinopteri, Cypriniformes, Cyprinidae. Gene Ontology annotation, biological process: protein phosphorylation; G1/S transition of mitotic cell cycle; regulation of G2/M transition of mitotic cell cycle. Gene Ontology annotation, cellular component: cyclin-dependent protein kinase holoenzyme complex; cytoplasm; nucleus. Gene Ontology annotation, molecular function: ATP binding; cyclin-dependent protein serine/threonine kinase activity; cyclin binding. The record is from RefSeq and is a predicted model, not a curated record. The transcript is spliced from 8 exons.